CACGCUAUCUUCUGAUUCUUCGUCUGUUUCGUCGUCGUAAUAUUCGUCUUCGUCGCUAUCCUCUUCGGUAGAUUCGUUGUCGUACUCGUCCUCGUCCUCGUCCUCGUCCUCAUCGUUUUCUACAUCAGAGUCACUGUCCUCUGCCGCUUUGACUGCAACCUCUUCUUUUUCGCCAUCGUCGGCCUCGUCUGCUGCCCCACCCCGAAAUUGUAAAACUUUCUGUUUCUGGAUCUCAUGAAAUGACGACAGCAGAGUGAGAGUUUCUCUUUUKCCACUCACCCUGUUCUCGACUUUAUUGUAAAAGGCUGGGAGGGAAAGAAAKUUCGAGGAUGAGGAAGAUGACGAUGCCACCUCUACAACGAGCAUCGACAGGACAGCGAGAAGGAGGAAGGAGGACAUGCUUCUAUUUGUAGUGGGUGAAUGGGACAUUUUGUUUUAUGRUGAUUCAACAGAAUGUAACUCUCUUUGGUGAUGUCCAACAGUAUUGUGGUAGAAGCAGAAAUGUUGUCCGCUUUCGUGUGACAGUCACGCCGAGCUGAGGUAAAUCGGAUCGGAUGACAUAAAAAUCAUUGAUUGUCUCGAAAUCAUUUAUCCACACCUGUUUGAGGUCCGCAUCCGAAAAUUGCAUUCUGUUGGAUUCAGGAUGAAUUGACUCUUGAUUGAUUCAGUAUCGGUGGUCGGAUCGGCCCGCCAGCUUGCCGCGUGGCGUMCCACGAAUUUAAAAAAUAGGACACGAUGCGGCGCUAUCGAUACCGAUAGGUACGAAAACGUACGCAARGGUCAUAAGACCCCUGUACGUAGCGUACGUACCUACCGUCUAUUAUGACCCCUGCCUACAGUGCUAUGCGAAAUGCGGCAGACUGCCAGACAUCAAAUGAGUGUACCCAUUCAUAAUAGGUAUAAGGAAUAUGUAUUAUAGGUAAGGUGUGCAUCGCAAGAUUCAAUAGCCAAGACCCAAGAUUCUCAAAAUUCAUAUUCAUAUCGAAAAGGUUCAGGUUUAGUCCUUUAGUUUCCCGCCAAGUCAUCCACGGAAGAAAUCAGACAGAAACAUCACGAAGUACGGUACACAUCAUUUCUUCUUGUACUGGUGAGUUUCUUCGUGUACCGUAGGUAUCGUACUGUUACUCUUACCGUAAGAUAGCUCUGUACCUUACGGUACUUACCAGCAUCAUCGCGCAAACGAAGAAAAAUCAUCAUCUGUUGUCUUCGGUCGUCGACCGUCGGCGGGAUUUUUCCAAAAUUUAUCCCGACUAUCAUACUGUUACAUCUGCAUGGUCCAGUGGCCUCUGUUCAUCAUCAAAAGUUGGAUUUGGCGUCGAAUGAUAGCGCCCCUAGAUAGCACUUUAAUCGUUUGGUUCUAAGYAGUAAACAAAUCGAACCAAMAACGUUGUUCAAUCUCGGYGCUUCGCACAGGAUACGAAGUGUGUAGUCAACAAGCUAUCAACUACUAGGUAGGCACGAUGGCUCAUUCCAAUUCUUCCGCAUUCCCGGCAGGGACUUUGGUCUGGGUCGAGGCCAGCAAGGUGGAUUUGUCACAGGAAGAGGUCGGGAUCGUUGUAUCUCCGUCGUUGCUCGACUACGARGAUCCAGAAACUGGCGAAACGAACCGAGACGGAUUGCUCGUCAAGCUCAAAAUCAGCAAUACCCGCGGUGUGUUUCCAACUCGUCGCCUCCGUCGUUUCGAGACAGAGAAAGAUACGGGAUUGGUAGAUGCGAUUGACGUUGACAGAGUGUCUGCCUCCACGACAUCCACGCCUCCUAAAUCUGUUGUCUCUCGCAGAUCGCAACGUCGAUCGACACGGACGGUUUACCGGGGUGUUGUCACCCCUUCUCCGGUUCCAUGUGAAGAAGUGACCAGCACAAAAGGAAUUCCGAAAGGACCCGCAUCUCCACCGCCAUCAAAGUCUCCAUCGACRCAUUCCAUUGGUACUCAAAUAUCCAAGGAGUUCGAGGGAAUCUUCUAUAGCGGAAAGGUUACAGCUUACAAUGCCAAAUCAAAAUAUUUCAAAGUAAAGUACGAAGACGGCGACGAAGAGGAAAUGCUAGAAAGCGACAUCAAGCGGUAUGCCGUAGCCUCUGAGUCUGAUAAGAAGAAGAAAACAACAAGGGGGAGCACCAAAGACUCCCGUAAGCGCAAACCUGCUGCUUCCAAAGAUACGAAGUUGAAGAAAGYUCCUGCUGCGUCUGCGGCUUCCGUGAAAACGAAGCCAACACCAAAGUCUGCUACCGCGUCCAAAAAAGCGAAGCGCACURCAUCGUCUUCUGUUCCGAACACUACCACUGGUGCCGUCGUCAAUGGCAAGAAAGACGUGGAAGAAAAAGCUGUCGAAAGCAACGACGGCAGCCCUCUCAUCAACCUGAAGAAAUCGUCCGCUAAAAAGGCCAAAUCGGUAAAGAAGUCUUCGAAGAAGACCAAAACCAAUGCAAAAGCAGCAGAGGAGCUUUUGAUCCUUGCUUCCCUCAGCGAUAGUGAUGACGAAAAAGACCGCCCGUUUCGCGUCGAAUAUGCCAGCACGGGCCGAGCGACCUGCAAGGGAUGCGAUGAAAAAAUUGCCAAGAACUCCCUCCGCAUUGCCUCUCGUCCUCUCUUUCGCGGAAAACCAGGAUUUGUGGUCUAUCGUCACCUCMAGUGCCAGACUCUGCCUGAAGAAAUCGAACAAAUAAGUGAUGUUGGGGGCUGGCGACGCUUGAAAGAAGAGGACAAGACUUUGCUACAAAAACAAAUCGAAGAAUCGAAGCUGCGCAUCGAGGAAGAAAGUCAAGAAAUGGAUGCCGAUGAACUCGUCCAAACCGCAUUCCAGGGACCGCUUCGAGACMCACCUCCAGGUUUAGGCGCAACUUUGUUGCCCUUUCAACGAGAGGGCGUUAGUUGGAUGUACAACCAGGAGCGGUCGGACAUUUCCGGUGGAAUUUUGGCAGACGAGAUGGGKAUGGGGAAAACUCUCCAAACUAUCACUACCAUUUUGGACAACAGGCCGAAGUUGCAGCAUGUUUCACCGGGCACCAAACAUCCUCCCUCCACACCUGACUUGGAGGAGCGAAUUAGAGAAGAAAACGCUUGGAACGAGGCACGAAAGGGUUGUCGUAACGACCUGAAAAUGGCAGAUGUACCGGUUCGGGUGUUGGCCAAGCAAGAAAGGAAAGGGACCAUCGGCACUCGAGGCGGAACCUUAGUGAUUUGUCCCCUGAUCGCACUGUACCAGUGGAAAGAAGAAAUCGAAAAGUUUACGGAACCAGAAACCCUGUCCAUCUGUAUAUACCACGGUGUUGAUCGACACAAAUCAUUUCCACAAGAAAUGUUGUGCAAGUACGACAUCGUUUUGACUACUUACCAAGUGUUGGAAGCCGACUUUCGAAAAAUGGUAAGAACUAUACGGUUUGGACUUCAUUCUGUGCAAUGACGAUGGACGGAUAAAUUUGACGCAUCCUCGUAAUUGAUGUCUGUUCUUCUUAUAUUUCACCUCUUCGUUUGUUAUGUGUUGAAUCGCUGUCUAUAGGUUUCACCCAACAAGGUAAAAUGCCCCAAUUGUGGCCGGGCCUUCAAAAUAGACAAGCUUGCAGUGCAUUUGAAAUACUUUUGUGGAGAAACUGCACAGCGCACUUUUGCUCAAUCUCGUCAGCGGCGGUCRGCCGAUCGACACCAAAGUUUCGGGAGCAAACGAAAGGGAUCGACCAAUAAGGAAAAGAAGAAGUCGUUUAGCAAAACGAAAAGCACGAAACUCGACAACAAGAAAUCCCAGAAGACGAAAACAACAGUUCAUACUAGCCGAACCAAAGGAUACGAGAGUGACAGUGACCUAUCCUUGCCAGAKGGCUUUGACAUGACCUCCAAACGCCCCUCUCGCUCUGCUGCACGAGCCGCUACACAACGAUUAAGUGCAUCCUCAAAGGAAUGGGCCGGCGAGAACGCAAGCGACUCCGAUGAUUUUUCGGAUGAGAGUCAGCUUACGUCAGAGGAUGAUAGCUCUGAUGAGCAGUCACUCCCGGCCCGCACUACGAUGACUAGAAUGAGAGGAUGUGGAUUGGCGAAAAACACACCCAACAGCGAUUCUUCGUCAGAUGACGARACUAGCUCGGAAGACGAUAGCAGUCUCACGCGUGCCAGGAAACGCCAGAAACUUGCACUAUCUAGGGCUGCGAAAAACAAAACGAAAAAGUUUCCUGAAGAAGACAUACAGAAGAAGAAAUCUUUUGGAAGGAAGAGUAAAAGUACGAAGAAAUCUCCAAUUGAAAGUAACAUCGAUCCGUUGAGAGGYAUUGAUAUGGAAGCACUWAAGGAAAAGGCUAUGGAGGGUUGCCAGAUGAGUGUGCUUCAUACUUUAUCAUGGUGGCGAAUCGUUCUUGAUGAAGCUCAUGUGAUUAAGUAAGUUUUUCACCUGUUCUGAUUUUUGAAAGUAACUAAAACACCUAACCAAGUCUGGAAAUUUAUUCUGUCUUUGCUUUUAAGGUCUCGAUCUUCUUCUACUUCAUCGGCUGCAUUUCAUUUGACUGGAAUACACCGUUGGGCUCUAUCGGGGACCCCAUUGCAAAAUAGGGUCGGAGAACUCUAUUCUCUUAUCAGGUACGUACUUCUAAUAUUUUUCCAACCCAAAUGCUAUUUUUUUCUUGACUUCGGUACCUCAAUAUAGUGAUAUGCGCAUGUUUUCUAUGAUGCAGGUUUCUUAGAAUAGAUCCUAUGGCGCACUACUUUUGUCGAUCAAAGGUAAGUACACCAAGAACAGAAACGAAGGCUUUUACAUUUGCAUCGAUUCUUGUUCUAACAAAACUCCUCUCCUUUUUAGGGAUGCGACUGCAAAAGUAUCUAUUAUAGGAUGGAGCACGGGAAGUGCAAAAAUUGCGGUCAUGCAAGUAGUCAGCAUUUUUCUUACUUUAACAAACACGUACUGAAUGUAAUCCAACGCGAGGGAUAUGCAGGAGAUGGACGGCGAGCCAUGAUGAAACUCAAGACCGAAGUACURGACAAGUGUUUGUUGAGACGAACAAAAGAAAGCAGGGCAGCAGAUAUGAAUUUACCACCCAGAGUUGUUAUCAUCAAACCAAUUCGCUUGCAUCCCCGAGAAGAAGAUUUCUACAAUGCCCUCUAUACGCAAACCAAGAGCUCUUUCGACGACUACAUCGCCGAGGGUACAUUACUGAACAACUAUGCUCAUAUCUUUGAUUUGCUGACCAAAAUGCGUCAAGCCGUGGACCAUCCAUACUUGAUUGUACACUCCAAGAAAAAUCACAUGAAACUACAACAAGGACAACCAGCUGUUGCAAAUGGAUCUACUACAUGUGAACUUUGUGGAGAAACUCCAACAGACAGAGUUUUAAGUACAUGUUGCGGUUCUGCAUUUUGUCGUAGUUGCGUUAUUGAUAUGAUGACACUCACAGAURUGGAACAGGGUAGCACUCGUUGCCCAUGCUGUCGUGCUCCCUUUAGUAUUGAUCUCAAUCAGACGACUUGCCAAGAAGUUGACAAUGGUACUUUGACUGUAAAUAAGACGUCAGGGAUGCCAUCUUUGAAGGAAAUGAGGAACGUUGCAACCGAAUCCAUUUUAAGGCGAAUUGAUUUAGCAGAAUUUUCGACAUCGACAAAACUCGAAGCGUUAGUCCAAGAACUGUACGAAAUGAGACAAGAUCGUCCAGGAAGUAAAGCAUUAGUUUUCUCUCAGUUCACUUCUAUGCUAGACCUUUGUCGAUGGCGUUUGAGCUCUGACCCAUGCCUUCAGGACUUGGGGCUUGGUGUUCGGAUUAUUCAUGGAGGGAUGAGCGUACAGUCACGUGACGAAGCUUUGAAAUCUUUCAAAGAAGAUCCAUCGGUUAGGGUACUUUUGAUGAGCCUCAAAGCGGGAGGCGUGGCAUUGAACCUGACUGUUGCCAAUGAGGCAUAUUUGUUAGAUCCUUGGUGGAAUCCCGCUGCUGAAAUGCAGGCGAUCGAUAGGACACAUAGACUGGGUCAGUACAGACCAAUUCGUGCUGUCAGAUUCAUUGCCGAGGGGACAGUUGAAGAACGUGUGCUUCAACUUCAAGAAAAGAAGCGGCUUGUAUUCGAUGGUACAGUUGGCAGAGAUGCUGCAAGUCUAAAAAUGCUAAACGUGGACGAUAUGAAGGCAUUGUUCACCUAAGAUAUGACUUCUCGYUUGUGCCCUCGCACGAUAGUUACGAURUAUAGAUUUGGACAAGUUACUUUAGUAAAAUAUACAUGAUUGCUUCUGUUUCAUUAUCGAUUAAAUCAACGUAGACUAGCAAUUCAUCUCUCGCAUUSUUUUCUCUUCUUGRCCGUACUCCCKCAAUCUUUGUCGAUGUGACUGAUGUUACUKACACCGAUGUUGACAAAUAACAAAUAAUUUAUCAUUUUAUCCCUCGUAAGGAAAUAAAACUGACACCACUGAACAUCAAACACUAAUCAUUAGACGCUACCCGGAUAAAAUUGUGUCCAAGUUUCUCUCAUUUUACGGGACAGUUCAGGAUGAUUUUGAUUGAAUUCUUGUGGAGCAUCGGCAAACAUUACAAUGACUGUGUUGACUCCACUAGCAACAGUAKRUAAAAUGACACUGGCGACGAACAAACCUGCGACGAAUCCAAUACCGAAAGCAGCACCCAGACUGUCCUGGGCUAAAGUCUUGAAUUCGGAGUUGAUUGAGGCAUACACAACACCUACAACUCCUAUGAUAAGUCCAAGAACACAACAAAGCAUGAAAAUUGCACCACCCACAAGGUCGUCCGCAAUGAUAGCUUCCCAG
Messenger RNA from Pseudo-nitzschia multistriata, 6725 nucleotides. The record is from the annotation of a GenBank genome assembly. Lineage: Eukaryota; Bacillariophyta; Bacillariophyceae; Bacillariales; Bacillariaceae.